This is a messenger RNA of Lethenteron reissneri (Far Eastern brook lamprey), 4728 nucleotides long. Its product is annotated as interleukin-6 receptor subunit beta-like. Gene Ontology annotation, molecular function: protein binding. Lineage: Eukaryota; Metazoa; Chordata; Hyperoartia; Petromyzontiformes; Petromyzontidae. The record is from RefSeq and is a predicted model, not a curated record.
CCGGUGGCAUCGAGCGGAGCGCGGUGGUGGGGUCUUUCAGCUGGACAAGUCGAACGCGUCGUGGUUCGUUCUGUCACGUAAAGGGUGGGACAAGACGUUCAACGCGAAGUUCUCCGUGCGUCGAGGAAUUGAACUCGUGGUGUAGAAAAAUAAAAAUUAAAUCCCCGUUAAUCGCUGUCAGUAGAAGCGUGGUGGGUAGGGGAGGGGAGGGGGCAUUGCUAUUCCUGUGGACGGCGAUGUGAGUCCGAAGGCGAAGAGGAAAAGAGAGAAGAUUGUCAACGAUUUUAAUAUUUGGAACUCGAUAAAGGUUUUGCCGAGCGCGCCGUCCCCGGCGGCGGUGACGCGAUGAGGCCGCCCCGCCCGGCGCUCCUCUUGGUGACACCCCUCCUGCUGCUGCUGCAUUGGGCGGCCGCGGUGCGAUCCGGAGGGCGCCCGGAGGCCUCGUUGGAGCCGCAGGACGCCGUGGCGACCUUGGGGCUGCCGUUCACCUGGCGCUGCCGCCUGCCGCCUGGACAGCUGGGCGGCUUGGAGAGGGGCUGCACGGUGCACGAUGUGGUCUGGAGGUUGGCCGGCGAGCGCCUGGGGCCGCCGAACGCGCGGCCCAGCGUCGAGGCGGCGGCCGUGGCGGCGCUGAGGGUGUCGCGCUACGGCCCCGCGGGGCUCUCCAAGCUCGUCUGCCUCCUGGACUGCCCCUCGGGCGAGACGCUGCUCGCCGCGGCCGUCGUGUGCGGAGCAAGUCCUCCAGAGGUGCCCACGGGCGUGAUGUACGUGAUGGGGCCUGACCUGGAUGGCGACCUGAUGUGCACCUGGGACUCCCUGCCGAAGAGCUGCCUCCCCACCAACUACAGCAUCAUCGUCAGCGUGCCGGACACCACCACGACGAGUGUGCACGCGUGCGGGGCGGGUGUCGCGCGCUGCGUCGUGCCGCGCGAACACUUCAACAUCUUCAUGACCCAGACGUUCCGGCUGCUCGCCCAGAGCAGUCUGGGCAGCGCGGAUCACCUCGCUGAGUUCGACCCCACCAAGUUCCUGAAAACCGACCCCCCGACGUUGGACAUGGACGACUUCCAGCUGAGCGACUACCCCCUGGUGCGCUGGAGCGGCCCGCGGGACAUCGACCCGCUGGUGGUGAAGCUGCGCUACCACCUGCGCUACCGCCCCUCCGCACUGCCCCAGCAGCCGUGGACGGACGUCCCACAGAACCUGAGCGCCACCUCGUUUGCGCUGGACCAGCUGCUCCCGCACACCACCUACAGCGUGCAGCUGCGCUGCAUCGGCGGCCGGGGGCAGCUCUGGUGGAGCGACUGGGCCGAGGCGAAUGCCACCACCGCGGAGUUGGCUCCCUCCGCAGGCCCCGAGGUGUGGAGAGUCGUGACCCCGGCGGAUUCUGAGGGUCAACGCAAGGUCUUCGUCUAUUGGAAGACGCUGGAGCCGGACGUCGCCCGCGGCAACGUCCUCCGCUACGCGGUCACCGCCGAGAGCGUCGACGGCCCCUUCCGCAACGCCACCGUCGUCGUGGCGACGGACCGAUGCGGCGACGCCGCGGCCACUCCGGCGGCGGCGGGGGGGGGCUGCAGCGCCGUGCUGACGCUGGACGCCGGCGCCCACCGGCUCACGGUGACGGCGCAGAACUCGGCGGGGGAGAGCCCGGCGUCGCGCGUCGGCGUCGCCGCCGUAGGGUCGCACGGACCGCCGGCUCCGAGCGCGGUGUACGCCGCAGAGGCCGGCGACAGCACCGGCGUGCUCGUCAGCUGGGCGUCACCGGGCCACGGCGCCGCCUCUCACCGCGCCGGCGCCGCCGCGACGGCCCACCACGUGGUCACGUGGUGUCCUGUCGCGGCCGCCCCAGAGGGGUCGUGUCGAUACAACUUCCUGUGGCUGGCCGCCGGCAAGACGAGCGUCGAGCUUCGGGACGUGGUACGAGCCGGCGAGCGUUUGGACGUGUCGGUGUUUGCGGUGCACGGUGACGGAGCGGACGUCAGCCGGCCCGUCACGGUGCAGGCCUACAGCAAGCAGCUGGUGCCGUCGCGUGGCCCCGGCGUCACGACGCAGUCCGUGACGGAGUCCGGUGCCACCGUCGAGUGGGCCGAGUUGACGGUCAACGAGAGCCGCGGAUUCAUCACCGGCUACACCGUCUACUACCGCGCCACCGACCCGCGCGGAGCCAUCCACAAUGUGACGCUCGGUGCGAGCGAGCCCCGCCGGCUGGCGCUGCGCGACCUGCAGGCGGGAGCGCGCUACGUGGCGUGGGUGCGCGCCGCCACCAGCGGGGGCGAGGGCCCCGCGGGCACGGAGCACACCUUCGCCGUGCCCUCGUCCACGCGAUGGGUGGUCACCCUCGCCACCUUGCUGUUGCUCUCGGUCGUGGUGGGCGUCGCGGUCGCCAUCGCCCUCUGGCAGCUGAGGAGCCACAAGCUGCUCUUCUGGCAACACAUCCCCGAUCCGGCGGACAGCAAACUCUUCAAGUCCUUGAAUCUGGACAUGGCGUGCUCCUACUCGGCGUUCCCCUCGGACGACGCGUUCGUAUCGCCCGUCACCGCCGACGGCGUCACCGCCGACGGCGUCUCCGGCGGCGGCAAGGGCGGCAAGUGCCGCUCGACGAUCACCGAGGCGGGCGACGCCGACCCCGACGCCGACAGCGAGUCGAGCAGCGGCGUCGGGGGCUCGUCCGGGCUGUCGACGCCUCGGUGCCCUUCGCUCACCGCCGCCAGCGGCGACGCUGCCGCCGCGCCGGCGCCGCGGGUCAUCGUGUCCACCGGCUACUUCAAGACGCUGCCUGUCAGCUCGGGCCUCGAGAUCGUGCGGCUGGCACCGGGCUCUACCGCCGCCGGGGAGGACGAGUCGUGCGAGGCGAUGGGCACGGCCGGCGGGAGGGCCGAGGACGAGGAGGCGGUGGGGGCGGCGAUCCCGCAGGCCGUAGGUCGGCAGGGAGAUGCCGAGGACGACGAGGAGGAGGAGGAGGAGGAGAGAUUUUCCGCGUUGGACUUGCGGUGCGGUGGCGACGGUGGAGGCGGAGCGGCGUGCGGGACGCCGCCCUCCGGCUGCAACGAUUUCUCGCACCUCAUGCCGCCGCUGUCGCCGGAUUCCGGCGCGGCGGGAUUUGGCGACGGCGGGCAGCUGAGGCUGCCGGACGACUUCGACAUCGCGAAGCUGAUCGCCGUCGGGGGUUUGUGAACGGAAUCGCAGGCGGGCUCGGCUACGAUCACCGGGGGGUGGAAUGAACUGCCGCCGUGUGAGAGAGAGGCGGGGAGCAGCACGCAAGCCGCAUUUUUCUUUUCUCGCCGACAAACAUUGUGUGGUUUUGGAACGCGUGCCUUUCAAACAAACGAACGAACGUUUUCAAUUUGUUGUACGUGAAUGUAGAUUCUUUUUUACUGCUGCUGCUGUUUUUUUUUUAUCACCGCCAUGGACUUCUCAAAAGGGCAAGAUACCCGGGUCGAAGCACUGGGUUCAAGGGGCACCACGGUGGCUAGGAGAUGUUAACUCCCUCGCCUGGUACACAGGAGGUCGUGGAUUCGAUUCCGACCUCCGACGAUGCCUGCUGCUGCUGCUGUGUAUUUGGAGUCUGCGUGUCUCUCUCUCUCUCACCGUGGUGGUGGCGUGAAUUUUUCUCCAGGGUCCUCCUGUUUUUCCUCUCCACGUUUAGAACCGACGUCACCACGCUUUGUUGAACCCCGGCUAGGACACGAGUUCGAUUCCCGCUCACGGCCACCAAACACCGGUGACGAUUAUCGGAACCGGUCCUGAGGCCUCCACUAGGUCGACUCAGUCUCAAAUGAGUACCUGGUGCUGUGUGUGUAAUAAACAUCGUCACUGAGGGAGACAAAGGCGGCCGGGCGUGGUGCUGGCCACCUCCACCCCCUCGUGUGCCACAGUGCCGGCCUUCAUAGGUGCUGUGACUCACUAACAGCACUUGCCCCGAGUCUGUUAAGACUAUACAGGGGAUCUUUGUCUUUGUUGUGUGUCUGCGUGUGUGUCUGUGUGUCAUAGGCGCUGCUGCUACUCGCUAACAGCACUUGCCCCGACGGUCUGUUAGAGGCUACACGGGGGAUCUUUGUCUUUGUCUCCUUCAUAGGCGCUGCUGCUGCUACUUGCUAACAGCACUUGCCCCGACAGCCUGUUAGAGGCUACACGGGGGAUCUUUGUCUUUGUCUCCUUCAUAGUUGCUGCUGCUGCUACUCGCUAACAGCACUUGCCCCUACAGUCUGUUAGAGGCUACACGGGGGAUCUUUGUCUCCUUCAUAAGUGCUGCUGCUACUCGCUAACAGCACUUGCCCCGACAGCCUGUUAGAGGCUACACGGGGGACCUUUGUCUUUGUCUCCUUAAUAGGCGCUGCUGCUACACGCUACUAACAGCACUUGCCCCGACAGUCUGUUAGAGGCUACACGGGGGAUCUUUGUCUCCUUCAUAGGUGCUGCUGCUACUCACAACUAACGGCACGUACCCCGACAGUCUGUGAGAGGCUACACGGGGGAUCUUUGUCUUUUGUGCGUGCGAGAAAGAGAGAGACACCAGAUGUUGUUAGACAAUCUAACACCGACUUUUUGGUGCCAGGCGUUUAUUGCGGCUUUUUCUUUCCGCCUUCGGGGGGGGGCGCGGUGUGGUGGGGGAUGAGGGGGGGUGGGGGGAAGUGGGGGGGGGGGGGCUGGGUGUCUUAUAAAACCCGGAGAAUUGGCGGAGAAAAGAUUGUAAAGCGAGUCUCUGAUGCCUGGCGGUCGUUUUGGCAA